Messenger RNA from Anguilla rostrata (American eel), 2256 nucleotides. Its product is annotated as neuronal migration protein doublecortin-like. Gene Ontology annotation, cellular component: microtubule; microtubule organizing center. The record is from RefSeq and is a predicted model, not a curated record. The coding region runs from base 596 to 1714 and encodes 372 amino acids. Gene Ontology annotation, biological process: intracellular signal transduction. NCBI's taxonomy places the organism in Eukaryota, Metazoa, Chordata, Actinopteri, Anguilliformes, Anguillidae. The transcript is spliced from 8 exons.
GAACUGAAGACCGCACAGCCGACCCAAACGUUCUUGGCAUUAGCAUACCAACCACCACAUAGCUUUAAACUCACACAAACGACUCUUUAUUUUGUUCUGUAUUUUAUUAUGACUGGCCCGGAUAUUUACUCAGAAUAUUUAGCAGGCUGCUGUUCCAAAAUACUGUUCAGAAGAUUCUGAAAACAGCAGAGCUUGGCAGUGCAGUGAUAUUAAUUAUCUCACUGCCAAAAUGCCGGACCCCUCGCAGUUGGAAUCAUGUUGCAAAACUGUUGUUAGCAAAGCUAUAGCCAGGCAGGCAUGUUUGCUACUAUACAGAAUCAGAAACAUCACAAAACAUCCAGUCAAAUGACAGGAUAGCUUGUCCUGAAUGUUUAAAGGCAGGAUUAUUUUUAGCCUUCGUGUGGUCCUGUGUUUACAAUCAAAAGAUCCCUCCGUCUCCAACCCCGCCGACUCACCGGAGUACUCAACUUCGGCUAUCUAGCUACCUAAGGUAGCUAGCUGGAUAGCAAGAGGUUUCUCCACAACACCAAAGCUCACUUCAUAGCAUCGACCCCCCCCCGCCAUCGUUACCGACGUCCCCCUAGCCGCGGCCGCCAUGGAUCAGGACUUUGGCCACUUUGACGAGCGGGACAAGAUGUCCCGGACCACCCGGAACGCCCGAGCGAACGGGCUGCCCAGCCCCACCCACAGCGCCCACUGCAGCUUCUACCGCACGCGCACACUGCAGGCGCUCACCAACGAGAAGAAGGCCAAGAAGGUGCGCUUCUACCGCAACGGCGACCGCUACUUCAAGGGCAUCGUGUACGCCGUGGCCACCGACCGCUUCCGCACCUUCGACGCCCUGCUGGCCGACCUGACGCGCUCGCUCUCCGACCACAUCAACCUGCCGCAGGGCGUGCGCUUCAUCUUCACCAUCGAUGGGACACGCAAGAUCACCUCCAUGCAGGAGCUCGAGGAAGGAGAGAGCUAUGUCUGCGCGUCGGAGAACUUCUACAAGAAGGUCGACUACACGAAGAACGUCAACCCCAACUGGUCCGUCAACGUCAAGGCCUCGGCCAACCAGAAGGGCCUGCAGUCGCUAGCCAGCGGCAAGGGGGCCGGCGAGGCGAAGGAGAGCAAGGACUUUGUGCGGCCCAAGCUGGUGACGGUGAUGCGCAGCGGCUCCAAACCGCGCAAGGUGGUGCGAGUGCUGCUCAACAAGAAGACGGCCCACUCGUUCGAGCAGGUGCUGACCGACAUCACGGAGGCCAUCAAGCUGGAGAGCGGCGCGGUCAAGAGGAUCUACACCCUCGACGGGAAGCAGGUCACGUGUCUCCAGGAUUUCUUCGGAGAUGACGAUGUCUUCAUUGCUUGCGGCCCGGAGAAGUUCCGCUAUGCUCAAGACGACUUCUCACUGGACGAGAAUGCACACUUUCCCUCCGGGGCCAAAUCCAAGUCUGCCCAGGGUGCACAAAGCCAAGAGUACGGAUCAGCGAAGAUGAAUCCUAAAGGAGUCGCUCAGAGGAGUUUGACCAAGAGCCCCGGACCGGCCCGGCGCACCAAGUCCCCGAUCGAAUCGACCAAUGGGACCGCGUCCAGCAGCCAGCUUUCAACCCCCAUCUCCAAGCAGUCCCCCAUCUCCACACCAACCAGCCCAGGCAGUCUUCGCAAGCACAAGGACCUAUACCUGCCCCUCUCUCUGGAUGACUCUGACUCCAUGGGGGAGUCCAUGUAGACCCCCCCUUUCUGACCCCUGAUUCCAGCUCAGCUGUGCCCCUGCAGAGGCAUCUUUGGUGCUCUCGUCUGACGGACCUCUAUCUCUCCACACUAAGACUGCCUGUCCUCCACAGCACACGGUACUUGGGAAUCGAUCCAGAACAACAAUCGCCACAUUGUUAUUUACAUCUGAGGUGUUGAGGUUUUAUCUUUGUUUCUUAGGGAGCCCUGUUUGGCUUGUGAUACAGUGAUGUAGGCAUUUUUUUUACAUAAACUGAUAAAUUACUUUCCUACAUGAAAUAGUAGACUCUCCAGGCAUUUUUAAACUGAGGAUGAUUAACUGCACAUACUUUUAAGUGCAUGCGGCAUAGUCAUAAAUCUACUUAUGCGGUCACACACACACACACACACACACACACACCAUUGCCUGUUUUCAGCCAGUAAUCUGACAGUUGAAACACUCAAAUGUUUCCCACAAACUACUCAAAUUAUCUAAAAUUAAACUUGGUACGGCAAAUUUUGGAAAAGCGAAACUGGCUGCAAGCUCUCUAUUUACUAGUU